CCCAGUCGGCCAUGGAGUUCAGUUUUGUUCCACAAGUCCUUUCCGUUCGAAAUUAGUGCUGACUGCAUCGAUCUAAAUUAGAUAAAAUCUAUUUUGUAAGAGUUCAAGCACAAAGAAAUGGAAAACGCGACAGAGAUUACACCCUCGAUCCCCAAUCAAACCAACGGAGAAGUGGAAAAAUCAAGCAACAAUGGAAAUCAAAACGAUGAAUCCAUCGUCACCGACAAGCGCGAGGACAAGUAUUACCAGGACGCGAAAAAGUAUUGGUCCACGAUUUCCCCCACAGUGGACGGGAUGCUCGGUGGUUUCGGAAGCAUUUCCUUCACGGACACUCGUGGAUCGGAUCAGUUCUUGAAGAACUUGUUCAAACUGAAGCCGGCACCCGGGCGAGUGCAGGCCUUGGAUUGUGGUGCCGGGAUCGGACGGGUCAGCAAGAACCUGCUGAUGAACUUGUUCGAACGGGUGGAUCUUGUGGAACAGGACGCACAAUUUUGCGCAACGGCCGAAAGUGAUCUGCGUCCUAGUGGAAAAUUGGGCACUGUGUACAACGUGGGGCUGCAGGAGUUCCGCCCGGAGGAUGGCCAGUACGACGUAAUUUGGUGCCAGUGGGUCCUGGGCCAUCUGACCGACGGCGAUAUUGUGGAGUUUUUCUUCCGUUGUACGAAGGCAUUGAAGAAGAACGGAAUGAUGGUGAUAAAGGAGAAUUUUACGAACACCGAUGCAGUUGAACUGGAUCGGCGCGAUUCGUCGGUGACAAGGCCGCUCCAUGUGAUGAAGCAGCUGCUGACGAAGGGCAACUUGCGAGUGGUGAAGGAGCUGAGGCAGAAGGACUUUCCGAAAGGUCUGUAUCCCGUACAUAUGAUUGCCUUGAGGCCGAUAAUAAAUAGCUGAAAGCACACCCGCUAUUGGA
This is a messenger RNA of Ochlerotatus camptorhynchus, 910 nucleotides long. RefSeq names its product N-terminal methyltransferase (gene Ntmt). Gene Ontology annotation, cellular component: cytoplasm. Gene Ontology annotation, molecular function: N-terminal protein N-methyltransferase activity. Lineage: Eukaryota; Metazoa; Arthropoda; Insecta; Diptera; Culicidae. The record is from RefSeq and is a predicted model, not a curated record. Gene Ontology annotation, biological process: N-terminal protein amino acid methylation. The transcript has a single exon. Bases 118 to 891 code for a protein of 257 amino acids.